AUGCGAACGUUGUUUCGGGCUGGUGAUUCGCAGUUACUGCGAAAUAUUAGUAACUGGCUCACAGGUGCAGCUGUUGACUGGUAUUUACAGCUUUCCCAAGGUCAUCAUUUGCCGGAUACGUGGCACGAGUUUAAAAAGUUGUUCUUGUCUCGUUUUCGUAGUCCUGAAAGGAUAGAGGCUUUGAAAAUUGAACGUAGCCGUUGCGUUCAAAAAGAAAAUGAAACAGCAGCUGAUUUCUAUCAAAGAUAUUUGGGAUUAAAUUUGGAAAUUAAUCCAAAACCAAAAGAAAAUUUACUAAGAAAAUAUUUUCUUCGAAAAUUGAGACCGGAACUUGUUCUUUGGAUGAACACUUAUAGAUAUCCAGAAACAGUUACGUUUUAA
Didymodactylos carnosus is the source of this 381-nucleotide messenger RNA. The record is from the annotation of a GenBank genome assembly. NCBI's taxonomy places the organism in Eukaryota, Metazoa, Rotifera, Eurotatoria, Philodinida, Philodinidae.